CUAAAACCCUAAAUUUGUACAUGCAUAUAUACAUAUUGUAGAUACAGUACCUGUUCCUUUCCAUUCUCCUGUCGUUCGAGUUCUUCCCUUUGAGCCUCCCAGUUGAGAAGCGAAAUGAAGGUGAUUGCAGCGUAUUUGUUGGCCGUUUUGGGAGGCAAAACAACCCCUUCUUCCGAUGAUAUCAAAGAUGUCCUUGCCUCUGUUGGAGCUGAAUGCGAUGAUGAUAGGAUAGAACUUCUUCUGUCAGAAGUCAAGGGUAAAGAUAUAACUGAGCUUAUUGCAUCUGGGCGGGAGAAAUUGGCCUCAGUGCCUUCUGGCGGUGGUGCUGCAGUUGCAGUGGCUGCAUCUGCCAGUGGUGCUGCCGCUGCUCCAGCUUCUGCUGAGUCAAAGAAAGAGGAGAAAGUGGAGGAGAAGGAGGAGUCAGAUGAUGAUAUGGGCUUCAGUCUUUUUGACUAGAGAGUUCUUUAGCUGUUACCCUGUACAAAUCAUUUUCCUCCUCAAUUUGGAGCUCUGUUUGGACGAUGAAGUUUUGUUUUCCAGAUUCAUGUAGUUCUUAGCUUAUAUAAACUUUUAGUAAGUCAAAUUGUUAUUUGCAAUUUUACAAUAUGUUGGAUUUUGUCUUGCUCGAGUUCUAUAAUGAGAUGGUGUCAUGAGCCUUUCAUUGUA
This is a messenger RNA of Mangifera indica (mango), 666 nucleotides long. RefSeq names its product 60S acidic ribosomal protein P2-1-like. Gene Ontology annotation, biological process: cytoplasmic translational elongation. NCBI's taxonomy places the organism in Eukaryota, Viridiplantae, Streptophyta, Magnoliopsida, Sapindales, Anacardiaceae. Gene Ontology annotation, molecular function: structural constituent of ribosome. The record is from RefSeq and is a predicted model, not a curated record. Bases 115 to 456 code for a protein of 113 amino acids. The transcript has 4 exons. Gene Ontology annotation, cellular component: cytosolic large ribosomal subunit; ribosome.